AACAAACGUCAUCUCCUACAUACUGCAAAUGAGAGACAAACUGGAAAAAUACAGAGAACAAGUUAAAGACCAUAUGCAGAAAGCACAACACAAGCAGAAGGUAUGGUAUGACAGACAUGCCCGUGAAAGAGAGCUGAAAACUGGCCAGAAAGUUUUAGUACUUUUGCCCAGUGGACCAAGUAAGCUACUAGCUAAAUGGCAAGGACCCUACACUGUGAUUAAAAGAGCAGGUCCGGUAACUUAUGAAAUUGCUUGUCCAGAAAAACAAAAGUCAAAGCAAUUGCUCCAUGUAAAUCUGCUAAAGGAGUAUCAUGAAAGAAAUGUUCCAGAAAUGGAUGUGAAGCAAACCCUGAUGGUACAAGACAUUCAGCCUGAAGACAGUGCCAUGUUGAUGGAUGGAGAAGCUGAAAUGAGUCCAUGCAGAAAAUUGGCCAAAUCUGAAGAGGCUCCAAAGCAUCUGACUCCAGACCAGUGGCAACAGCUGGGUGAGAUUAAACAAUCUUUUCCAUCACUGUUUGCAGAUGUACCUGGGCGAACUGAUGUCAUAACACACAAAAUAACCUUGAAAGACACAACACCUGUUCGUCUUAAGCCUUACAGGAUUCCCCAACAGAUGAUGGAACCACUGAAACAGGAGGUCCAGACAAUGCUGGAAAUGGGAGUGAUAGAGCCAUCAAGAAAGUCCUAACUUUUCCAAGCCAUUUAUUGUUCAAGUGGAUGCUUCAAAUGUUGGUCUUGGAGCAGUGCUCGCUCAGGGAGAAGCUGGUGAAGAAAAACCUGUCCUUUUCUUAAGUAAAAAGCUGUUUGACCGAGA
Molecule: messenger RNA, 814 nt
Organism: Cyprinodon tularosa
Lineage: Eukaryota; Metazoa; Chordata; Actinopteri; Cyprinodontiformes; Cyprinodontidae
Exons: 2
Coding region: 29-688 (219 amino acids)
Source: RefSeq, a predicted model, not a curated record